Molecule: messenger RNA, 2196 nt
Organism: Ilex paraguariensis (yerba mate)
Lineage: Eukaryota; Viridiplantae; Streptophyta; Magnoliopsida; Aquifoliales; Aquifoliaceae
Source: the annotation of a GenBank genome assembly
GGCAAAACAGAAAGCAGUCCACCAGAUGCUAUAAGCUUCUCAAACCUUCUUCCUAGAGAAGCUUACUCACUCUCCUCGCGUUUUCCUUCUCAACGCUUCUCUCUCUCUCUCUUUCCGAUUUUCAAAAGAGUCGCUCCUUUCGACGAUCUGAUAGUUGAGCAGUGGAAGUGAAGAGAGAAGGAAAUGGCGUUAGCGUUCGAUGAGUUCGGUAGGCCAUUCAUAAUCAUAAAGGAGCAAGAACAAAAGACCAGAUUGAGAGGUCUUGAUGCUCAGAAAUCCAACAUUUCCGCCGGAAAAGCCGUGGCUCGCAUCCUCCGCACCUCCCUUGGCCCCAAGGGCAUGGACAAGAUGCUCCAAAGUCCCGAUGGCGAUGUCACCAUCACAAAUGAUGGUGCAACAAUCUUGGAGCAAAUGGAUGUUGACAAUCAAAUUGCAAAGCUGAUGGUUGAAUUGUCACGGAGUCAGGAUUAUGAAAUUGGUGAUGGAACAACUGGAGUUGUUGUCAUGGCUGGUGCACUUCUAGAUCAGGCUGAGAAGCUGUUAGAACGUGGCAUUCAUCCUAUUCGGGUUGCAGAGGGCUAUGAAAUGGCUUCGAGGAUAGCUGUUGAUCAUUUGGAGUGUAUAGCCAAUAAAUUUGAAUUUGGCGCAGCAGACAUUGAACCUUUGGUUCAAACUUGCAUGACUACUCUAUCCUCCAAGAUUGUCAAUCGGUGCAAGCGCAGUUUAGCCGAGAUUGCUGUCAAAGCAGUUUUAGCAGUUGCUGAUUUAGAGAGGAAGGAUGUUAACUUAGACCUAAUUAAAGUGGAAGGGAAAGUAGGUGGAAAGUUGGAGGACACAGAGCUAAUAUAUGGAAUUAUUGUUGAAAAAGAUAUGAGUCAUCCCCAGAUGCCAAAACAGAUAGAAGAUGCAAAGAUUGCCAUCCUGACUUGCCCCUUUGAGCCACCAAAGCCAAAAACAAAACAUAAGGUUGACAUUGAUACAGUGGAAAAGUUCCAAACUUUACGGCUGCAAGAGCAGAAGUACUUUGAUGACAUGGUUCAAAAGUGCAAGGAUGUUGGUGCUACCUUGGUUAUCUGCCAAUGGGGUUUCGACGACGAAGCAAAUCACUUACUAAUGCAUAGAAAUUUACCUGCUGUGCGAUGGGUUGGUGGUGUUGAGUUGGAGCUGAUAGCAAUAGCCACAGGUGGGAGAAUUGUGCCAAGGUUUCAAGAGUUAACUCCAGAAAAGCUAGGAAAGGCUGGUUUGGUUCGAGAAAAAUCCUUUGGUACAACGAAAGAUCGGAUGAUUUAUAUUGAACACUGUGCAAAUUCAAGGGCUGUAACCAUAUUCAUUCGUGGUGGUAACAAGAUGAUGAUAGAGGAGACAAAACGCAGCAUCCAUGAUGCAUUGUGUGUGGCUAGGAAUCUCAUUCACAACAAUUCUAUAGUAUAUGGUGGUGGCUCGGCUGAGAUUUCUUGCUCAAUUGCUGUGGAGGCAGCUGCCGAUAAAUAUCCUGGUGUUGAACAGUAUGCAAUCAGGGCAUUUGCAGAUGCUUUGGAUGCCAUCCCUAUGGCACUAGCUGAGAAUAGUGGUCUCCAACCCAUUGAAACCCUAUCGGCUGUGAAAGCUCAGCAAAUUAAGGAGAAUAAUACCUGCUGCGGCAUAGACUGCAAUGACGUUGGCACGAAUGACAUGCGUGAGCAAGAUGUCUUCGAAACUCUAAUUGGGAAGAAGCAACAGAUUUUACUUGCAACCCAAGUUGUUAAAAUGAUCUUGAAGAUUGAUGAUGUUAUCUCCCCAUCUAAUUAUUGAUCUAUCAGGUACUUAUGGAAAAUUUUGCUUCACCUAAACCAGCGUCCACCUUUUGUUUUCGGCUCAAAUGGUGACUUGAGUUGCUAAAGUGUAUUUGUUCUCCAGUAUACUUUUAUGCAGUUGGGUAAAUUUUGUAAUGUGAUUACUAUUUCACGUCGGUGGUGGGUUGAUCUUGUUUUAUCUUUUGAACAUUUAUGGAUCGCUGUUACCUCUUUUUGUCAAUUUUCAUUCUGAUGAAAGCACAGAACAUUUGGAAAUGAAGUUCUCAAAACUGUUUAGAGGUUGUGUGCUACUUGUCUGGACUAGUUCAACUUGUUUUGGUCUCUCCCGAGUAUUCUUACUCUUUUAGAGAGAGAAUUAGUAAUGUGUUUGGUUUGAUGGAAAGUUUGGUGGAUGGAAAAUAGG